AUGUCUGGACGCGGAAAGGGAGGCAAGGCCAAGUCGGGAGGAAAGUCCAAGUCGCGUUCUGCGCGCGCCGGACUCCAGUUCCCCGUCGGUCGUCUGCACCGUAUGCUGCGCAAGGGCAACUACGCCCAGCGUGUCGGAGCCGGAGCUCCCGUCUACCUCGCUGCCGUCCUUGAGUACCUCGCCGCUGAGGUCCUCGAGCUGGCUGGCAACGCUGCCCGCGACAACAAGAAGACCCGCAUCAACCCCCGCCAUCUGCAGCUGGCCGUCCGCAACGACGAGGAGCUCAACAAGCUUCUGUCGGGCGUGACCAUCGCUCAGGGCGGUGUCCUCCCCAACAUCAACGCCGUUCUUCUGCCCAAGAAGACCGCCGGCGACAAGGAGUAA
This is a messenger RNA of Onthophagus taurus, 384 nucleotides long. NCBI's taxonomy places the organism in Eukaryota, Metazoa, Arthropoda, Insecta, Coleoptera, Scarabaeidae. The record is from RefSeq and is a predicted model, not a curated record.